Messenger RNA from Agrilus planipennis (emerald ash borer), 1303 nucleotides. Its product is annotated as metaxin-1-like. The record is from RefSeq and is a predicted model, not a curated record. Gene Ontology annotation, biological process: mitochondrion organization. Bases 236 to 1132 code for a protein of 298 amino acids. NCBI's taxonomy places the organism in Eukaryota, Metazoa, Arthropoda, Insecta, Coleoptera, Buprestidae. Gene Ontology annotation, cellular component: SAM complex. The transcript is spliced from 7 exons.
AUUGACGUUUAGGUUAUAACGUGUGUUGUGCUUGCUGUAGUUGUACCUGAAGUUUUAAAAAUUUUGAAUUUUUCAUAAAAUAUUGUAAAAGAAAUAUCAAAAACAUACGCUCACAACAAAACGUUCCAGAAAUAGUUGUAGACCAUUGUUUUAUAUGGUUUAGUUAUUAAAACAAUGUUUCUUUAAACAGUCUGGUGUUUUGUCUUGUAAGGAUAAUAAUUUUACAAAAAUUAAAAUGUCUUCAGAUUCUGAGAGUUGUAAUAUGGUGAAACAAAGGCCUAUUUUACGUAUUUGGGAAGGUGAUUUUGGAGUACCCACAAUAGAUCCUGAUUCUUUGAGAAUUUGGACAUAUCUUAAGAUAAACAAAAUAGAGUUUGAUGUUGAAGUAUGUAGUUUUCCAUUUUUGAAACCCAUUCCCAGUCUUAUUGUGGGUAGUAAAAUCUUUAAUGGUAUUAAAACUAUAUGGGAUAAAUUGCAGAGAAUGAAAUCUUCAAAUACUGACAAAAAAUAUAGUGUAAUGGAGCAAAGUCGGAUUAUGGCAUAUGUGUCUUAUGUUUUUGAAUGUUUAGAGACUGCUACUAACAUUAAUCUUUGGGUUAAUGAACGUAACUAUAUAAAUUUUACCAGAACCUGGUACAGAACUGCCAUUUAUUUUCCUUUCAACUAUAUCCACAUAAAGAAAAUUAAGGAUAGAGUAGAUAAACACAUAGCAUUUUUAGCUAGAGAUGUUUCUAUUGAAGAAUUUUCUAAACUUGAAUAUGAGAAAGCCCAAAAAUGUAUGUCUGACUUGUCUGUAUUACUAGGUGAUAAGACAUACUUUAUGGGGACUUAUCCUACAACCUUGGAUGCAUAUGUGUUUGGAUAUUUGUGUUUACUUUUAAAUGCACCUUUUCCUGACAAUACACUUCAGAAUAUACUUAAAGGCUUUCCUAAUUUGGUGCAAUAUGUGCACUAUGUAUCUAGAACUUAUUUUCCUGAUGUUAAAGAGGAAAACAAAUACAUUAAGAAAAAAACACCUACCGAAAAUGAGGAAGAAGUUCCUACAAAAAUGGUUGUAGUAGCGGGUAUUUUUGCAUUUACUGCAAUGUUUGCAUAUGCCACAAUGAUUGGCCAAUUUAAGAUUCAGAAAUGAUUAGAACAUGGAGACCCUAGUUAAAAUUGUUUUUUUAGUUUGUUUUUUUUUGUUAUUUUACGAAAGUGAUAAUGUUAAUGAUGUUAUUACUUGUUUGAAGUAAUAUGGAAUAUGUUUUUGUUAAAUUAAAUUCAUUCCCUGGUGUCAUACUAUCAUCACACAUUUCAUUAA